Molecule: messenger RNA, 3328 nt
Organism: Oncorhynchus gorbuscha (pink salmon)
Lineage: Eukaryota; Metazoa; Chordata; Actinopteri; Salmoniformes; Salmonidae
Product: histone-arginine methyltransferase CARM1-like
Exons: 16
Coding region: 30-1808 (592 amino acids)
Biological process (GO): peptidyl-arginine methylation
Molecular function (GO): protein-arginine N-methyltransferase activity
Source: RefSeq, a predicted model, not a curated record
CAGUAGCGAGCAGCACCGUAGUUUGCUUGAUGGUGAAGUCUGAGCCGACGGAGCAAAGUCAAGUAGCAAAGAUGGCGGUAUCGGUGUUUCCCUGCGUGCGGCUGCGGUCCAUCGGGGACGCGAACGGAGAGAUCCAGCGACACUCCGAGCAACAGCCCCUGAGGUUGGAGGUUAAAAGCACCCCAGACACGGCUCUCUUAAAUCUCUCCAAUAGCGAUGAGACAUCAGUCUUCAAGUGUUCGUUGUCCAGGGAAACGGAAUGCAGUCGUGUGGGGAAACAGUCAUUCAUCAUCACACUGGGCUGCAACAGUGUCCUGCUACAGUUCUCCACACCUGCAGAGUUUACUUCCUUCUAUAACAUUCUGAAGAGUUGCCGGGGCCACAAUGCAGAACACUCAGUCUUCAGUGACAGGACAGAAGAGUCCUCUGCCGUGCAAUACUUUCAGUUCUAUGGCUAUCUCUCUCAGCAGCAGAACAUGAUGCAGGACUAUGUUCGGACCGGAACCUACCAACGUGCCAUCCUUCAGAACCACGGUGACUUUAAGGACAAGGUGGUGUUAGAUGUGGGCUGUGGUUCGGGUAUUCUGUCGUUCUUUGCGGCGCAGGCCGGAGCCAGGAAGGUCUACGCUGUGGAGGCUAGCACCAUGGCCCAGCACGCAGAGGUGCUGGUAAACUCCAACGGAAUGGGGGAUCGUGUGGUGGUGAUAGCAGGGAAGGUGGAGGAGAUCUCUCUACCAGAGCAGGUGGACAUCAUCAUCUCUGAACCCAUGGGAUACAUGCUCUUCAACGAGAGAAUGCUGGAGAGUUACCUACAUGCCAAGAAGUUCCUCAAACCCAAUGGUAACAUGUUCCCCACUCUAGGUGACGUCCACCUGGCUCCCUUCACAGAUGAACAGUUAUACAUGGAACAGUUCACCAAGGCCAACUUCUGGUAUCAGCCAUCGUUCCAUGGUGUUGAUCUGUCAUCGCUGAGAGAAGCUGCAGUAGACGAGUACUUCAGACAACCCAUUGUGGACACCUUUGAUAUCCGUAUCCUCAUGUCCAAGUCUGUCAAAUACACCGUCAACUUCCUGGACGCGAAAGAGGGGGAUCUGCAUAGGAUGGAGAUUCCCUUUAAGUUCCACAUGAUGACUUCAGGUCUGGUCCAUGGUCUGGCCUUCUGGUUUGACGUGGCUUUCAUCGGCUCAGCGGUAACAGUGUGGCUCUCCACCUCUCCUACGGAGCCUCUGACCCACUGGUACCAAGUCCGCUGUCUGCUCCAGUCCCCUCUCUUCACCAAGGCAGGAGACACCCUGUCUGGCACUGCAACGCUCAUCGCUAACAAGAGACAGAGCUAUGACAUCAGUAUGGUGGCCCAGGUGGACCAGACAGGAAGCAAGUCUAGCAACCUGCUGGAUCUCAAGAACCCCUUCUUCAGGUACACAGGCAGCACGUCAGCCCCGCCCCCAGGCUCUCACUACUCCUCCCCCUCAGAGAACAUGUGGAGCAAUGGAGGAGUCUACAACAUGAACCAGGGAGGGAUGCCGGCCGUGUAUGACCUCAGUACGGUCAUCGGUGGCGGCGGCUCCACCGUGUCUCACAACAAUCUCAUCCCUCUUGUGAACACAGGGGUAGUGAACCAUACAUCUUCUAGAGUUGGGUCUAUCAUGAGUACAGGCGUGGGCCAGGGAGUGACAACUGGACAAUCGGGGCCCGGCAACAGUCCUCAAUACCCAAUCAACAACAGCCAGUUUACCAUGGGCGGUCCUUCCAUCUCCAUGUCGUCUCCCAUGGCGAUGCCUAGCAACACUAUGCACUACGGGAGCUAAGACCUACCAACCGUCCGUAGCUCCCCCACCCCCCUCUUCUCUCCCUUCCCCCUCUUCUCUCCCUCCUCCCUCCCUCCCACCCCACCUCCUGGAAGGAAACCAAACUGGACUGAUAAUAUGGACGUGCCUCUCCUCCCUUCACCCCUCCGUUCUCUGGUUCCUGAUGUCUCCGGCCCAGUCCAGAAACAACUACACACUGAAAGGGUUGGAUAGGUUUAGGGCUGUCAAAUGUCCAGGUUCUCCAUUCUGGUUGCAGGAUUUCUGAUGUCCUACUUGUUCUGUCUGGAUUGCAACCGUUGAUGGUUUAAGUCAUGUUGCCUCAACACAUCCCCAUGAUCUCAACACGUCCCCAUGAUCUCACCACGUCCCCAUGAUCUCACCACGUCCCCAUGACCUCAACACGUCCCCAUGACCUCAACACGUCCCCAUGAUCUCAACACGUCCCCAUGAUCUCAACACGUCCCCAUGAUCUCAACACGUCCCCAUGAUCUCAACACGUCCCCAUGAUCUCACCACGUCCCCAUGAUCUCACCACGUCCCCAUGAUCUCACCACGUCCCCAUGAUCUCACCACGUCCCCAUGAUCUCACCACGUCCCCAUGAUCUCACCACGUCCCCAUGAUCUCACCACGUCCCCAUGACCUCACCACGUCCCCAUGACCUCACCACGUCCCCAUGACCUCACCACGUCCCCAUGACCUCAACACGUCCCCAUGAUCUCACCACGUCCCCAUGAUCUCACCACGUCCCCAUGAUCUCAACACGUCCCCAUGAUCUCACCACGUCCCCAUGAUCUCAACACGUCCCCAUGAUCUCACCACGUCCCCAUGAUCUCACCACGUCCCCAUGAUCUCACCACGUCCCCAUGAUCUCACCACGUCCCCAUGACCUCACCACGUCCCCAUGACCUCAACACGUCCCCAUGACCUCAACACGUCCCCAUGACCUCAACACGUCCCCAUGACCUCAACACGUCCCCAUGACCUCACCACGUCCCCAUGACCUCACCACGUCCCCAUGACCUCACCACGUCCCCAUGACCUCACCACGUCCCCAUGACCUCACCACGUCCCCAUGACCUCACCACGUCCCCAUGACCUCACCACGUCCCCAUGACCUCACCACGUCCCCAUGACCUCACCACGUCCCCAUGACCUCACCACGUCCCCCAUGGUCUCACCACGUCCCCAUGGUCUCACCACGUCCCCAUGGUCUCACCACGUCCCCAUGGUCUCACCACGUCCCCAUGGUCUCACCACGUCCCCAUGGUCUCACCACGUCCCCAUGAUCUCAACACGCCCCCAUGGUCUCACCACAUUCUGAGGCAGAGUGAAAGGUGUGUGCUUGUAACCAUUCUGUUUUAUGUAUUCACAACCCACAUAGAAACAUUUAGAAGGAUCUUAUGUACUUACUGUGGCUAUGGGGGUUUGGAAACGUACACACACAGUUGUAUUAUACACACACACACACACACACACACACACACACACACACACACACACACACACACACACACACACA